Messenger RNA from Xylona heveae TC161, 806 nucleotides. Its product is annotated as ribosomal protein 60S. The record is from RefSeq and is a predicted model, not a curated record. Gene Ontology annotation, molecular function: structural constituent of ribosome. Gene Ontology annotation, biological process: translation; cytoplasmic translational elongation. Lineage: Eukaryota; Fungi; Ascomycota; Xylonomycetes; Xylonales; Xylonaceae. The transcript is spliced from 2 exons. Bases 239 to 571 code for a protein of 110 amino acids. Gene Ontology annotation, cellular component: ribosome; cytosolic large ribosomal subunit.
CCGACUCUUCAAACCUCAACCCACAGAACUUGACGUUUCAGUCUCCGCUCAACUCGCGGUUAAAUCGAUUGAUUCUCUUGUUCGUUGAACGAUCAACUAAGAGUAUGCGAUACCUUUUCUCUUCACUCCCGCGAGUUCUACGGCGGACAAAUUUGAAAUGCUCCGCCGUGCUCGUGCGUGACGAUGGAUCCUUGGAACAGAUGCGCUGACGGCAACGACUCCUACAGACUCCAUAAAAAUGAAGCACCUUGCCGCUUACCUUCUCCUCGGUGUUGGUGGUAACACCAACCCCUCUGCCGCCGACGUCAAGGCCGUCCUUGAGUCUGUUGGUAUCGAGGCCGACAACGACCGCCUUGACAAGCUCGUUGCUGAGCUCGAAGGCAAGGACAUCGCCGAGUUGAUCUCCCAGGGUACCGAGAAGCUCGCCAGCGUUCCCUCUGGUGGCGCUGGUGCUGCUGCCGCCCCCGCUGCCGGCGGUGCCGCCGCUCCUGCUGAGGAGAAGGCCGAGGAGAAGAAGGAGGAGGAGAAGGAGGAGUCUGACGAGGACAUGGGCUUCGGUCUCUUCGACUAAGCGCGUUCUCCAAGUUCUGUGGCCAUGCAGACUACUGUUAUGCAAAAUAUAGGCAUUAUGUAGCGCUGCGACAAAAUGGAAAGUCCUUUGAGGAUGAUACCCUUUUUCAUCACUGGCUUUUACUUGUGUGCUAUGCUGUGCGCUUGUUUCGUGAUUUUGUGGCCAAAAUUGCAUCAAUGAUUCGCUGGAUGAUAUAUCAUUUAUGCACUUUUAUCAUUCCGAAUUCCGUUAAUCC